Vanessa atalanta (red admiral) is the source of this 1567-nucleotide messenger RNA. Its product is annotated as cytochrome P450 CYP12A2-like. The record is from RefSeq and is a predicted model, not a curated record. Bases 71 to 1567 code for a protein of 498 amino acids. The transcript is spliced from 9 exons. Gene Ontology annotation, molecular function: oxidoreductase activity, acting on paired donors, with incorporation or reduction of molecular oxygen; heme binding; monooxygenase activity. Lineage: Eukaryota; Metazoa; Arthropoda; Insecta; Lepidoptera; Nymphalidae.
CAUAGACUAAAUUGUAUUAUUGUAGGUAGGCAGUUGCUUACUCAGGCUAUUUUAAUUUAUAUGUAAAAAUAUGUUUAAACGUAAUUUGACAAUUAUAAAGCGAUUUAAUGCUUACCGAUUAUCAUCGACGUUAAAUAUUGAUACUAAACCUUUCGAAGCAAUACCAGGUUUAUCCUCGUUACCUCUUCUGGGUCCUAUACAUCAUUUUCUUCCAGGAAUAGGAUCAGUUGGUUUUCGUGCAAAUUUCUGCGAUAUAUCAAAAGUUUUGUAUGAAAAAUAUGGAUCAGUAGUUAAAUUAGAUGGCGUUUUUGCUAGAGCAAGCAUGGUCAUCCUGUAUGAGCCGGAGCAUUUUGAUCAGAUAUAUCGAUCUGAAGAUAUAUUGCCAUCGAGACCAGGAUUUGAGACUCUACUGUAUUAUAGGACACAGCUAAGAAAAUCCGUUAGCAAUGGUAUUUACGGCUUAACGGUUGCAGAAGGCUCUCAAUGGCGAGAUUUUCGUACCAAAGUUAAUCCAGCUCUAUUGAAACCAAAAUUGAUAAAAUUAUAUGCACCAGUUUUAGAGGAAAUUGCUGAAGAUAUGGUUGCAAGAUUAAAAAAAUUACAAGGAAAAGGCAGUUAUUUGGAGCAGAACUUAGAUUUAGAAAUGACGAAAUGGUCAUUGGAAUCCGUGGCUGUUGUUGGUUUAGGGACCAGGCUUGGAUCGUUGGAAGACAAUUUAGCUAAUGACCAUCCAGCGAGAAUUCUUAUACAGUGUGCUCGAGAUAUUCUAGAACUUUCGUGGAAAUUGGAAUUUUUUCCAAGUCUUUGGAGAUAUUAUGAAACACGAAAUUUUAAGAAAAUGAUUAAAACAUUGGAUUUACAAUGGGAGGCCAGUGUAAAAUUUAUCGAAGAAGCCAAGAGAAAAAUUAAUGAAAGAGGUCACGAUGUUCCAGAAGAAGAUAAAAGUAUAAUAGAGAAAUUAUUAGCUGUAGACGAUAAGGUUGCUAUAAUGAUGGCAAACGAAAUGUUGCUUGCUGGAAUCGAUACAGUGGCGUAUACAACAGUUUGCCUUCUAUACAAUUUAGCCACAAAUCCCAUUGCUCAAGAAAAAAUAAGAGAAGACAUUAAAUCCUCAGAACAGAGUAAUCGGUACCUCAGAGCUUGUCUCAAAGAGUCGUUAAGAUUAUUUCCGGUUUUGCCGGCGAACCUUAGACGCACGACCAAUGAGCACAUUGUUGGAGGAUAUUGCAUUCCCAAAGGCAUCGAUGUUAUAGCACCAAACGAAUUUUUAUCUAAGAUGGAAAAACAUUACCCUCGUGCCAAAGAAUUUAUACCAGAAAGAUGGUUAGUGGACAAAUCAGAUCCUUUGUAUUAUGGCAAUUGCCAUCCCAUGAUAACACUCCCAUUUGGUUUCGGAGUGAGAUCGUGUAUCGGAAGAAGAAUUGCAGAGAUGGAAAUCGAAAUAUUCGUAAAGAAAUUAUUGAGUGACGUUAAAGUGACUUGGGAGGGCCCACCGGUUCAAGUCGGUACAAAAGUGUUGAAUUCUUUGAAAAAGCCAUACUGUUUUAAAUUUCAAUCGGUUUCUUAA